UCUGGCGCUUUUUCAGCACUAUCCAACACCGUCAGUUGAACUGACUGAAAUUAAGUUGAUAUAUUUUAUAGGGCUAGUGGUAUUCGUUGACCAGCCACGAGCGGUCACACUAACGCAGCAACAAUUUUUUGUUUCGCAUUUUGUUUGUGAAAAUUUAAAACUUGACGACGGCGGCGACAGAUCGAUUUCCACAGCUGCUGACGAGAUCGAGCAAGCCCCAACAUGUCGCAACAACGAGCCACGGAGCAGAAUCCGGCCAGCAGCAGCAACAACAACAGCGAUGUGAUUACACUGGACGACGACGACGAGGAUGACGUUAUUGCAAUUGUAGGUCCUCCCGAAAUCAUCGAUCUCUGUCUGUCGCCUUCCACUUCCGCGGCGGCAGCGGCGGCGGCAGCUGCCCGUUCCGAUAAUGGAACUGCGGACCAUCCGGGAGAGGAAUCAGGAGCUGGAUCCGGAUCAGGAGAUGCUGUAGCGGCAUCAAAUCCGAAUUCACCUGCUUCGUCACCUGGAGAUGCAGCUUCACCAGCGGCUGCUGCCUUAGAAUGUCCCAUCUGCCUGCAAACUUGCAUCCAUCCAGCUCGCCUUCCCUGUGGCCACAUCUUUUGCUUCUUGUGCGUUAAGGGGGUUGCCUACAAGAACCGUCGAUGUGCUAUGUGCAGACGCGAGAUUCCCGCCGAAUUCCUGGACCAUCCUCAGCUGGUAAAUGGUAUUGAGGACAUUUGCACCACUCGCGCGACCGAGGAUGGCUACCAGUGGUACUACGAGGGCAGAAAUGGUUGGUGGCAAUAUGAUGACCGCACAAGUCAGGACAUCGAAGAAGCCUUCAAGAAGGGCGAAAAGUCAUGCACCAUCCUCGUGGCCGGCUACGUCUACAUUGUGGAUUUGGAGCAACUGGUCCAACAGCGUCAAAACGAACCCACUCGCUGCCGAAGAGUCAAACGGGAUCUGGCCACCAUACCCAAAAAAGGGGUAGCUGGUCUGAGGAUCGAGGGCAACCAGGUGACCAGCGACACCAUCUUCAGCAGACCAACCAGCACAGCCAACCAAGCUACCGUUGCGGCAGCAGCCUCCAGUUUCAUAUCCACAAUAGCAGCGACGGAUGCGGCAAUAAGGAUCGCCAGCGAUAUAAUUGGAUCUACACUAGCCCAUGCAGACGAACUUACAAGGGGACUGGCAGCUAGUAACAUCAGCGACGAUCCCAGCAGCAGCGGUGAGCAAACCAACUCCACAAAUCCACAAGAAACAGGACGCUCGCCUGCCUCCUCACCUGCCCCUAGUUCCAUGCAGGAUCUGAUCAGGCGGGACCUGAGGAACACCCAACAGGUUAUUGCCCAUAAUCAGCACACAAUCGAUCUCUUCGAGCAGGCCUUGAACGACUUCCAGGCGCUAACAAUGCGAAACUAUGUGGACUCGAGUGAUGAGGAGGACAAUGACGAGAAUCAGGAGGUGGGGGAACGGGAUCAGCUGGAGGCGGGCGAGCAGCCACAGUCCGGCGAUAAUCAACAGGGAUUCUAGAAGUAGCCCACUCUUCAGAAUGUUUACUACAUAGCUAGCCUAGCCCAUACACUUAAGGAAAAUAUCAAUGUUCCUUUUAGCAGAUUUCACUAAACGGAAAGGGGAAUGUUAACUAGAGAAAUGCAGCGCGUACCUGAGAAUAUAUCAACUAACAUAUAUAUCGAUAGGCUCCAUGCGAUGGGCGUUGGAACAGGAUAGAAACAGAACAGAAUGUCUACAGGGUAAAAAAAACACAUAUUCCUUAACUCUAUAACUCAGAUACUAACCCUCAAAGGUUAUAUCAAAAAUAAAAAGAUGUAAUCUAUAACAUAUGAUAUUCAACUUAUCUCAAGAAUCUUAACUUGGAAGCAAAAGAAUUGUGUUCUUAGCCUGAGAUAGAACAGACAGUUGUAGAUUUUGAAAGACACUGUUUCGGAAAUCUGGUAUUGUUUUUAGAAGGUGUACAAAAAUACACAUUUCCAUAACACAUACGAAUAUAAACUUGCAGUGUGCCGCUGUACAUAAUAUCUAAACAAUAUAUAUAUAUUCAAGAGUUCUAGAAAGCAGAUCCAGAUAAUUAAUGUCCUUUUUGAAAGCUAGCAAAAGUAAAUUCAACCACCAAGAAAGAGUAGUGUGAAAACGACAAUAUUUGUGAAUUGGGAUUUACUUGGGUGCGAUCCUUGGGAGGUCAAUUAGGAGGAAGUUCCCAUUUACUUAAUUGAUAUUCAGUGCGUUUCUUAAAUUUGACUACAAUAUAAAAGUCUGAAUUCAUAUUCAAGCUCCCUUUUAAAAGAUUCUUUGUUUUUGAACCAAAGUUAUUUCUUUAUGUUUUCGAAGCGCGCUGUAGUCAGGGGAAUGAGAUCCAGUAUUAAUUAUUAAGUCGCCGUUAAGUGCGUUAAGCAAAAACAGUUCUGUGACAGUUAAAUAUAUUGAUAUUUGUAUUGUGUAAGUUACUGUAAUAGAAGUAUUUAGAAGACAAUUGUUAGUCAGGCUAAAAAUGACUAACCGAAGCCCUAUGUAUAUUACGUGCUAAAAAUAAUAUACCCCUGAUUUAAUAAUCUCAA
Messenger RNA from Drosophila eugracilis, 2561 nucleotides. It is a transcript of the gene Rnf146, whose product is annotated as E3 ubiquitin-protein ligase rnf146. The transcript is spliced from 4 exons. Gene Ontology annotation, molecular function: ubiquitin protein ligase activity; poly-ADP-D-ribose binding; zinc ion binding. The record is from RefSeq and is a predicted model, not a curated record. Gene Ontology annotation, biological process: Wnt signaling pathway; ubiquitin-dependent protein catabolic process. Gene Ontology annotation, cellular component: nucleus; cytoplasm. The coding region runs from base 223 to 1518 and encodes 431 amino acids. NCBI's taxonomy places the organism in Eukaryota, Metazoa, Arthropoda, Insecta, Diptera, Drosophilidae.